CUGUGUGCAGGGGUUCUGUGGCUGUGCGUGGUGGGGGAGAGUCUGUACGUCGGCCUGCUGCUCACCGGCGGCGUGAUGAUGAUGGUGGAGCAGUGCCCCUGCUUCAGCCUCAUGAACAAGAUGAAGAUCAGUGCCUUCGCCGCCAUGUGCACCGCCCUCUCAGGCCUUUGUGGGAUGGUGGCCCACAUGAUGUUUACCACCUCCUUCCAUCUGGCUGUGUCCAUAGGGCCGGAGGACUGGAGGCCCAAGACCUGGGACUACAGCUGGUCCUAUGCCUUAGCGUGGAGCUCUUUCGGCACCUGCAUGGGCUCGGCGGUGACGGCGCUCAACAGGUACACGAAAACCAUCAUCGAGUUCAAAUACAAGCGGCGGAACAUCGAGAAGAGCCUGAUGAUCAGCCAGCAGAUGCUGGAGCUGGGUCUCCCCGACCAGAUGUGGGACAUGUACCUGACCUCCACCCCCCCGGAGCUGCCCGUUAACGGCCAAAAGCCCCCCACGGGGUCCCCCUACGAGCUGGAAACGGACAGUGGAGCAGAGCAGCAAGUGGAGGCCUAUUGUUGA
This is a messenger RNA of Menidia menidia (Atlantic silverside), 561 nucleotides long. NCBI's taxonomy places the organism in Eukaryota, Metazoa, Chordata, Actinopteri, Atheriniformes, Atherinopsidae. The record is from the annotation of a GenBank genome assembly.